Symbiodinium natans is the source of this 1317-nucleotide messenger RNA. NCBI's taxonomy places the organism in Eukaryota, Dinophyceae, Suessiales, Symbiodiniaceae. The record is from the annotation of a GenBank genome assembly.
AUGGUUGAGGCCCCAAAACUGGGAGUGUACAUCGGGAGUGCCAGAGAUGUCACGUGCCCUGGAGACCACGUCACGUACGAGUUUGUCCUUCACAACGCCCAUAGAUGUUCCUUGGAGUGCAUCCCGCAGCUGAACUACUUCGAGGGCGGUCAACCGCCCUGGAGGUGUGAGGGCAACUAUGAGGUGGACGAUGACGAAAUCAUCAUGGAGGUCACGAAGCAAGACGUGAGAGGACCGCGCCGCGACACUGAUGUGAAGUUGGAGGUGUCCGGCCCAAGCCAAGUCCUGUACAGGACCACACGCCUCAGCUGGGUCGGCGCUCCUCCGGCUCUUCCUUCGCAGGACCCUGUGAAGGUUAAGCAGGCACAGCUGCAGAAGGAGGAGGAGGAAGCGGCGAAGCGAAAGACCGAGCUCGAGGCAGCCCGGGAGGAGCUGGACCGAGAACGGUUGCGGCAAGAAGAGCAAGCCAACAGGGAGAAGGUGCAGUUGGAGCAGCUGCGUGCUGAGCUGCGGCAGCAACAGGCCGCCCAGGAGGCAGAGGCAUCGCAGCGAAGAGAAGAGCUGGAGAAGCAGAAGGAGGAGCUGCGGCGCAUGGAGGAGGAGAAGCAGGCCCUGCUGGAAAGGCGCUCCGCAGAGGAGCAGGAGCGCAAGGAGGCUGCGGAGCGCGAGGCGCAGCGUGUCCAGGAGGAGCUGCAGCGACAGCGCGAGGAGUUGAGGGCCCUGGAGGAGGAACGCCAGGAGCUGGCACAACGUGAAGAGAAGGAGCUUCAGCGUCGGAGGGAGGAACGGGAGCAGGAGGCGCAACGACUUACAGCUGAGGCAGACAGGCAGCGUGCAGAGCUGCAGCGGCGCCGUGAGGAGCUGCAAGCAGUGGAGGCCGCCAGGGAAGAGGCCCUUGCGAAGAAGAUUGAGGAGGAGCAACGCUUUUCUGCAGAGCUGCAGAAGUGGGCGGAGCAGCAGCAAGAGGCUUUGCGCCAGCACAGGGAUGAACUUCGUGCUCUGGAGGCUGAAAGGGAGGAGCUCCUGCGCGGAAAGCUGGCAGAGCAGCAAAGACUGCGAGAGGACGAGGAGACUGAGGCCCAGCGAGCAGCUGAGGCCUGUGCGCUCAAAAUCUGCGGACCUUUUGGACCUUUCGCAUUUGAACCUCAGAUGCUUGCAGAAGCUACUCGUCUAAAUUGGGGCAAGUGCGCGCAGUGGCUGCAGGCACGUCGGCAGCGUGCUGAAGAAGCCGCACAGGCGGAAUCGGAGAUCCGUCGUCAGCGUGGGGAACUGAUGCAGAAUCGUGUGGAGUCCGCUUCCGGCUUUUGGAUGGUUUAA